Molecule: messenger RNA, 3007 nt
Organism: Anolis carolinensis (green anole)
Lineage: Eukaryota; Metazoa; Chordata; Lepidosauria; Squamata; Anolidae
Gene: marchf1
Product: membrane associated ring-CH-type finger 1
Exons: 9
Coding region: 1031-2656 (541 amino acids)
Biological process (GO): antigen processing and presentation of peptide antigen via MHC class II; protein polyubiquitination; immune response
Cellular component (GO): cytoplasm; lysosome; early endosome membrane
Molecular function (GO): ubiquitin protein ligase activity; MHC protein binding; zinc ion binding
Source: RefSeq, a predicted model, not a curated record
GACGAGCUCUUCUAAAACGUGAUGCUGAAGAAGAGGCCAAGGACGAGUUCAAAUACUAACAACAACAUUGCUUUGGUUUUUGUUUUAUUUCCCAGAUUUUAUCCACCGCUGUCCUUUUUGUUUAAUUUUUAUUCCUUCCCUCUUUCCGAAGAAAGCAGCUGGCUCUCUUCGAAACCUAAGCAGCUUAAGCAGGGAAGCGCCUGAAGGGCACCGGCAGCAGCGGCGGCGGGAGGAGAUUUGGCUCCGAAAUAGGACGCCGCUAAGCCGCCUUUGCGCGCCUUUUGGGUUUGGGCGCUUUUGGAGUGAGGAGGAAGAGCGAGAAAGAGCAAGAGACACACACAGGGAUGGAAGGCAGCCCUGAAAGGAAAGGAAGCGCCUGUUUUUAAAAACCCCAGGCCUCUCUUUUGGUUUCCAUGACAGUUUAUUAGGUAAUUGAGUUGUCUCCUCUCUCCUCUCCCACAAUGCUCUGGAGGAAAGGAAAGGCCGAAAGGAAGAAGAGGCCGUGACAAGACUUGGGAGUCCUGGGAUUAUAUUUCGUGUCUUUUUUUUGGGGGGGGGGGGUAUUAUUAUUAUUAGAAUGGGAAUAUUGUGAGGGGAAAGAGGAGGGCGCUGCUUGAAAAAGGACCCUCCCUCAGCUUCUUGCUUUUCACCACACACACACAGAUUGAGAGAAAGGCGCGCCAAAUGUGCCUGGCUCAGGUGGGCUCCUGAAGGGGGAAGCAAAGGCAGCCUCGGAGGCUUCGUUGUCGUCGUCGUCGUCGUCGUCCAAUCAGGGGCCGCCAACCUGCCUCCGUCUCCGAAAUGCCCCUCCAACGGAUCUCGGUCGUCCCGGCCGGCAAUGGGAGGAGAAGUUCCCAGGGAAGGAACAAAGAGAAGAGCAAGGAAGUCGAGAUGUUUUGGAUUCCCAGAAUUCCUGACAGUUGGGAAGCUGGUUGGAGCUUCAGAAGUUGAAAUCCUGAACAUCUUGAGUGCCAAUGGUUGAAAACCAUGGGAAUUUCAGAAAUUGAAAAGGGAUAAGUGGAAGGAGAAAAUGUUGGGCUGGUGCCAAGCGAUAGCUCGUAAUCCUCACAGACUCCCAAACAGCACAAGGACCCCUGAAGUCAUAAGCGAUGCAACACAGAUCUCUGCCUUGAAUGAGAAAUCUCCAGGCCGUUCUACAAGUCGAUCAAGUAACAUUUCAAAGGCAAGCAGCCCUACCACAGGGACAGCUCCCAGAAGCCAAUCACGGUUAUCUGUCUGCCCUUCUACUCAGGACAUCUGUAGAUCUCCCAUCUUGCAUGACAUAUCAGAAGAUAAGUUUGAAAAAUCACCCCCUGUCAUGGUGCUGAAUCCUGCCAGUAAAGAAUCUGUUAAGAAACAAGUGAAGCGAAGGGUUAGGCGGAGGAAGGAGGCUGGGGAACAUGAUGACCAUUCAGAAAAGCCAAGGAAAGACAAGGAUGGCAAAUUACAUCUCAAGGUUUCAAAUCCAAGAUGGAAUGAUUUGCGCAAAGCAUCGUUUGAUUCCUCAUCUUCAGAUGAGAAUCACUGGGCCCUAAUAAGAAAGAAAGAGAGAGCCAACAUGCCUAGAAGAAUGAGAAGACGAAGUACUUCAAACACUCGGCCUGAUGGGCAAUCUAUUAAGAAUGCCAUUGAACUUGCCACAAUAGGGACAAAUGCAGAAAAGAAGCCAGAAAAGGAGAUGGACCCCAAAGGCCAAAUUCUAAAUCACCGUAGGAGAAAGUCUUCAAAGUGUAAAGAAACACAUCCUUCAUUAUCAUCUGUAUCUUCUCUAGAAGCAAGGAAUUCCUUGAGACAAUGGGAAAAUCACCAUGCCAAGUGCAACCACAAGGAGUCAAAGUCAUCAUCUUACCUUAGACGAGGAAAAGCAAGAAAAGAGGAAAGUGGUUCAGAGAAAGGCUCAGGCAGUGAUAUUUUGACUCUUCCAGAAAAUGGAGCACCUGCUGAGACAGGGCCUGAUGUGGCAGCUGCAGUUCAGAAACCUCCUGUGAUUUAUGAUGACUUAUCUGAUGAUUUCGAAGUGUGCAGGAUCUGUCACUGUGAGGGAGAUGACGAAAACCCCCUCAUCACACCAUGUCGCUGUACAGGGACCCUACGUUUUGUUCAUCAAGCCUGCCUGCAUCAGUGGAUUAAGAGCUCAGACACACGGUGCUGUGAACUCUGCAAAUAUGACUUUAUAAUGGAGACCAAGCUCAAACCUCUUCGAAAGUGGGAAAAACUACAGAUGACGACAAGUGAAAGGAGAAAGAUAGUCUGCUCAGUCACAUUCCACAUUAUUGCCAUUACCUGCGUAGUUUGGUCAUUAUACGUAUUAAUAGAUCGAACUGCUGAGGAAAUUAAGCAAGGCAAUGACAAUGGAGUCCUGGAGUGGCCAUUUUGGACAAAGUUGGUUGUAGUAGCCAUUGGAUUCACCGGUGGUCUCGUUUUUAUGUAUGUACAAUGUAAAGUCUACAUUCAAUUGUGGCGAAGACUGAAGGCUUACAACCGAGUGAUAUUUGUUCAGAACUGCCCAGAUACGGCCAAAAAACUAGAGGAGAAAAUUUCUUCUUCCAUUCAGAACACUGAAAUCAAAGACACUGUAGUGGUGCCAGUAUCACAAACAAGUACAAACUCUCAACCAUCAGGAGAAGAAACUGCUUCUGACGGCAUGCCAGUUUGAUGAAGCGGCAUCUGUUAUUCUUCACUGGAGAAUAAAGUAAUGUGCUUUCUACUGUUCCGCCACAGUAAAAUGUCAGAAUACGCUACAUAUUUUUGAAUGAAGAGCAACAGGAGAAUAACCAGGAAAACUGAUAGAGUGAAGGUGCACAUUACCACUGGAAUGUAAUUGCGAAGCUGCUUUUCACCUUUCUUGCUAAGUGUAGUCAGAAGUGACAAAAAAGAAGAGACAGCAGAGACCACUUCUAAGGGGCAAACAAACAUAGCAGCACCACUUUUGAUAGCGGAAAAGCCCUGCACUUACAGUUGUACUACUGAUGUUCUGUUUACAAGGUGGGGGGGGGGGGGGGGGGAG